This is a messenger RNA of Cicer arietinum (chickpea), 1655 nucleotides long. RefSeq names its product chalcone synthase. Lineage: Eukaryota; Viridiplantae; Streptophyta; Magnoliopsida; Fabales; Fabaceae. Gene Ontology annotation, biological process: polyketide biosynthetic process. Gene Ontology annotation, molecular function: acyltransferase activity, transferring groups other than amino-acyl groups. The record is from RefSeq and is a predicted model, not a curated record.
ACGACAUUUGCAUUCGCAUGUACAGAGUGACCUUAAAUGGUUUUCCAUAUAAAAUUUAUUAUAUUUAUAAGUACCUAUAUUUCCCCAUUAUGAAUCCACCAAAUCAACAACAUUAAAAACCCGAUUCCCCUUCCAAAUUCUCCCAGUUCUCUUAGCUCACCAAAUCUGGUUUGUUAUUAUUAUUAUCACAAUCAUAAUAAUAAUAAUAAUAUAAAUCAGCCUUCUAUAUAUUUGCAUAUAUAGUUUUUGUUCCCUUCUAGUAAGUAACAAAUUUAAUCCUCCACAAAAUGGUGACCGUGGAGGAGAUUCGCAAUGCACAACGUUCCAAUGGCCCUGCCACUAUCUUGGCUUUUGGCACAGCCACUCCCUCCAAUUGCAUAACACAAGCUGACUAUCCUGAUUACUACUUCCGGAUCACCAACAGCGAACACAUGACCGACCUCAAGGAAAAAUUCAAGCGCAUGUGCGAGAAAUCGAUGAUAAAGAAACGAUAUAUGCACCUAACAGAGGAAUUUCUGAAAGAGAAUACAAACAUGUGUGCUUACAUGGCACCAUCGCUAGACGUAAGACAAGACAUAGUGGUAGUGGAAGUUCCAAAGCUAGGCAAAGAAGCAGCAAAAAAAGCAAUAAGCGAGUGGGGCCAACCAAAAUCCAAAAUCACUCAUCUCGUUUUUUGCACCACAUCAGGCGUAGACAUGCCCGGAGCAGAUUACCAGCUCACCAAACUCUUAGGCCUUAAACCCUCCGUCAAACGCCUCAUGAUGUAUCAACAAGGUUGCUUCGCCGGCGGCACCGUUCUCCGCUUAGCCAAAGACCUUGCUGAGAAUAACAAAAACGCUAGAGUCCUUGUCGUUUGUUCAGAAAUCACCGCCGUUACUUUCCGUGGCCCCUCCGAUACUCAUUUGGACUCACUAGUUGGACAGGCGCUUUUUGGUGACGGCGCCGCCGCAAUGAUUAUCGGCGCUGAUCCGGAUUUAACUGUGGAGCGUCCGAUUUUUGAGAUUGUAUCAGCCGCUCAAACUAUUCUUCCUGAUUCUGAUGGCGCGAUUGAUGGACAUCUCCGUGAAGUGGGGCUCACUUUUCAUCUUCUUAAGGACGUUCCAGGGAUUAUUUCGAAGAACAUUGAGAAGAGUUUGGUGGAAGCUUUUUCACCUAUUGGCAUUACUGACUGGAAUUCGAUUUUUUGGGUUGCACAUCCGGGUGGACCGGCUAUACUAGACCAGGUUGAAGAAAAACUCCGGCUCAAAGAGGAUAAACUCCGAUCCACUCGACACGUGCUUAGUGAGUAUGGAAAUAUGUCUAGCGCCUGUGUUCUAUUUAUUUUGGAUGAGUUGAGGAAAAAGUCUAAAGAAGAAGGGAAAAACACAACCGGUGAUGGGUUUGAAUGGGGUGUUUUGUUUGGAUUUGGACCGGGUUUAACGGUUGAGACCGUUGUGCUUCACAGUGUUCCUAUUCAGGGUUGAAUAUAAUUAAUUGGGGAAUAAAAUAUGUUUGCUUAAGGUUUGAGAUAAUAUUGUGUUUUUAAUUAUCAUCAUUUUUAUUUUAAUUAGUUCGUGUAAUGUAAUAUUUUUAUUAGUAUUUUUCCUUUAAAUUCAUGUAAUGUAAUGUAAUUUUAAGUAAGUUUAUGCGUUGGAAUUAUUUUCAAUUAAAUUAAA